AUGGACAGUCAACCCUGCAUAUUUUUGGGCAUUAAGAUAAAGCCUGGCCCAAUAGAACGGUUUAAAAUUGAAAACUUUGCAUUAGACAAUACUGUGGAUAGUCUUAAAAGUGAAGCAGAAAAGAAAACAAAUGUUCCAUCAGCUUCCUUAGAACUUAUACACCAUGGGAAAAUUUUGAAAGAUGAUGUCACUCUUCAAGAUAGUGGUGUUAAAAAUGGUGAGAUGAUUCAUGUGGUAAAGAAGAAGGUGCAGGCUGCAGCAGCACCACCACCAACAUACUCUGAUGCUGAGCUGCAGCAGCUCAACACAUCUUUGAGGACAUUGGGAUGCACCCCUAAUGCUCCUGGCUGGACAAGAGCAAUGCAGCUCUUAAAUGACGAAUCUGCAAUGGCUGAGAUUGUUGAACAAGCACCAUCUAUUGGAGAGGACUGUGUGGCUCUAUCUAUUCUACAUGAGGUCGAACUGUUAGCGGCGCUAGGAGCGAACAUUCACACAAUGAGGAGAGGUGCUACCGCUCAUCCUCAAUUACCAGCAGCUUUGCGACACCUGACGAGGCUUGUGCGUUCACGGUCUAAUACUAGUUCAUCUAAUGAAAGUGUGCCAACUUCAGGAUUUGCAUAUUCAUUGGAAGCUUUAUCUGAGGAUGAAGAUGCUGAUGAGGAAGAGAAUGAGGAAGGUGAAAGGAACCCCAUCACUCAUGAGCAGUUUGCUGCUGCUCUACAGGCAGCAACAGAAGCUGUGUCAUCUACGAGCAGUCGAGCUGCGGGAAGUAACGACAGUUUACUGAGAUUACUGCAAUCUGCCGGCGAAUCCAGCAGGACCACCUCAUCAGCCACUGAGUCUGGCACACCCACUGGCGUAGGUUCGACACGCCCCCUGAUAACACCGGAGAUGUUCAGCGAAGCAAUCUCAGAGGCUAUGAACAGAGCUGGUAGCGCUAGGAACACUGCUGGCACUCCAAUGGAUCAGAGCACAGCAGAAAAUUCAAAUGUUACAGCGUCGUCUUCACAAAGUCCGGUGGCGAGGGAACCUGGUCAAGAUUUCUCAACACAGCUCAAUCAUAUGCACGAAAUGGGCUUGCUAGACGAUGCCCUCAACAUACGUGCUUUGCUUAUUUGCUCAGGAGAUGUUAAUGCUGCUAUAAACCUCGUGUUUAGCGGUGCUAUUGGAGAUGAUUAA
Molecule: messenger RNA, 1179 nt
Organism: Spodoptera littoralis (African cotton leafworm)
Lineage: Eukaryota; Metazoa; Arthropoda; Insecta; Lepidoptera; Noctuidae
Source: the annotation of a GenBank genome assembly